Solanum lycopersicum (tomato) is the source of this 632-nucleotide messenger RNA. RefSeq names its product protein yippee-like. Lineage: Eukaryota; Viridiplantae; Streptophyta; Magnoliopsida; Solanales; Solanaceae. The record is from RefSeq and is a predicted model, not a curated record.
AAUACUAGUACUAAGACUAUUCCUCCUACUACUUCCUACCAAAUGAGGCCUAUUCUUUUAUCAUUUUUGAUCUUUUCCAUUUUGAGUCCUUUUCCUUUCUUGACGUUACUUACUAAUAUCUUCCAGCCAAAACAUAUCCUAUUACCCCUUUUUGGAUAACUCCUUUUGCAUUUUCGUUCUUUAAUUGUCUUGUGAUCUCAAAAAUCUUUGAUGGGGAGAUUAUUUGUGUUGACUCUUGAAGGCAGCAUCUACAGCAGCAAGCACUGUGGAACUCAUCUUGCCCUUUCUGAAAACAUUCUUUCCAAGUCUUUCCAGUGCAGACAUGGGAAGGCUUAUCUCUUCAGAAAGGUGGUGAAUAUCACUUCUGGUGAGAUAGAAAAUAGAAUGAUGAUGACUGGUAUGCACACUGUGGCAGACAUUUUCUGUAUCUGUUGUGGGUCAAAUGUUGGAUGGAAAUAUGAGACCGCCCAUGAGAUGAGCCAAAAGUACAAAGAAGGAAAAUCAGUGCUUGAGCGGUUUAAGAUUUCAGGACCUGAUGGAAGCCAUUACUCGGCUAGUCAUGAUAUUCAUGUUGCAGGAAGUGAUGCUGAUGAUGUUUGAUAACCAUCGAGAACAAAAAUUCUAUCCCAAAA